Molecule: messenger RNA, 920 nt
Organism: Olea europaea var. sylvestris
Lineage: Eukaryota; Viridiplantae; Streptophyta; Magnoliopsida; Lamiales; Oleaceae
Exons: 3
Coding region: 21-701 (226 amino acids)
Source: RefSeq, a predicted model, not a curated record
UGUCCUUAAUUUACUCAAUUAUGACUAAGAAGAUCUCAUUCCAUACAUUUAUAUUGCUUCCUAGCCAAACAUGGCCUAUUCCAACAAAUUCACUUUUAAUCGACACACUUGAUUUUCCCGUUCUGAAUAGAUCCCAGUCUCCUCUAAAGCGACAUGUUAGAUCUCUUUCUUUAGAGAGAGAGAUGAGUAGGAGAUCUGCGACUUGCUUGAGGUGUUGUUUGGUGAUAUUCGCGGUAGUGUCGGCACUCUGUGUAUCUGGGCCAGCUUUGUAUUGGAAAUUCAAGAAGAGCCUGAAAUUGAAAGGAAUUUCAUCUUCUUGCCCUCCCUGUUUAUGUGAUUGUCCUUCACCACAAACCCUUUUUCAGAUUGCCCCUGGCUUGGCUAAUCUUUCUGUUACAGAUUGCGGAAAAGAUGACCCUGAUCUGAAGGAGGAAAUGGAAAAGCAGUAUGUGGACUUAUUGUCGGAAGAGCUGAAACUUCAAGAAACUGUGGGUGAAGAGCAUUCCCAACAUAUGAACAUCACGUUUGGGGAGGCACGAAGAUUGGCUUCCCAGUACCAGAGGGAAGCCGAAAAAUGCAAUACAGCCACAGAAACUUGUGAGUCGGCCAGAGAAAGAGCCCAGGCUUUGCUCACUAAGGAAAAGAAGAUAACUUUAUUGUGGGAAAAAAGAGCUCGGCAGCUUGGUUGGGAGGGAGAAUAAAUUACUACUAGCAACAUAUUUUGGAUCGAUGCUCUAUGUGUGAAUCAAUGUAUGCUCAUAAAUUAUAGAGUAAGCAAAUUUAUGCCAAUUUAUAAGUGCCUAGCAAAUUUAUGCCAAUUUAUAACUCUCUCUAUCUCUCGGAAAAGGGGAUAAAAAAAUCCAAAAUCUUUGUGAUCUGACAAUGGUUCGAUAUUGCAAUUUUGUGUUUAUUAUUCCUCA